Messenger RNA from Pollicipes pollicipes, 815 nucleotides. Its product is annotated as SCL-interrupting locus protein. Gene Ontology annotation, biological process: smoothened signaling pathway; protein localization to centrosome; mitotic spindle organization. NCBI's taxonomy places the organism in Eukaryota, Metazoa, Arthropoda, Thecostraca, Pollicipedomorpha, Pollicipedidae. The record is from RefSeq and is a predicted model, not a curated record. The transcript has 6 exons. The coding region runs from base 1 to 789 and encodes 262 amino acids. Gene Ontology annotation, cellular component: microtubule organizing center.
AUGAAGGCGCUGCUGCCGCCGGCGGUCGCCGCCGAGAACACGGCUCAGGUGCAGCAGCGGCGCGUGCAGGAGUGGGUGGACGGGCGCGGCUGGGCCGUCGAGGAGACGGACCUCACGCUGCGCGGCGUCGUGCUGCCGCCCGUGCCGGAGCAGGCCCCCAGCCCCGAACAGAGCCUGCACGUGCAGAUGCAGGAGUACCAGCCGUCCGGCGAUGGGUCAGCAGGCGGCUCUGCGGCCGAGGAAGAGGCUGAGACCGAGCGGGCGAAACCUGACAAGACGUUCUUCCAAAAUGUGAUGGGCCAGGUGAACCAGAUACUGAACGCGUACCCUGCCGAGCCGGAGCGGCCGGCGACGCCGCCGAAGGAGGUCGGGCCGCCGCGGGCGGCGGCGUCGUCAGAGGACCCGGUGCGGCGCGCCACGCUGCAGCAGCUGAGGGCCGCCGGGGUCAGCCUCGCCCCCAGUCAGACCAACGAGCGGUCGGUGUUUGACUACUCGUGCGUGCCACGGGCGGCCCGACCGUCGGCGGCCGUGCCUUGCAGCAGCGACCUCAGUCUGGAGAUUAACACACUGGCCAUGAAGUAUGUGGACAGCCGGCAGCUGCUGCAGCGCGCCGGCGCAGUGGGCGGUCGGCCGAGUCCACACCCCGUCGAGGCACGCCUGCUGGGCAAGGAGAACCUGACACCGCCGCCGCCGGGCCGGCCCACCGACAUGACCGUGUAUGGCAUAUCCGACAGCAACAUGUCUUUCUCCACCAGAAAGUACAUGGAGAAGUUCAACCUGCAGUCGUAGUUCACCCGGCCGCGCUCUUCUCAUUC